AUGCCUCACACCCUCUACGCCACCGCUGCCAUUGUAUUCUACACUGCCAUGGUUUUACUCUCAGCGCACAUGUCUUCCCGAGCCGAACCGCCUAGCCGGCCGGCAGUGACCAUGCCGUCCGAAGCACUGUCGUCAGCAUUGGAAGCCGGACAUGGCCAAAGACGUUGUCGAUGCGUGGAAAGACGAGCAGAGCACCAAGUUCGUAAAGCACUAAGACGCGAAGAACGCCUCGUCGCCGCUUUCAACGAUGCAGGACGCCUACUCCUCAAUCGCCGUACAGCCUUCGGCGCGGGUCACUGGACCACAGUCUAUGGAUACCCGAGCACCGGGGGAUGUUAUACGCUGAAGUGCGACGGUGUGGAACUCGACUUCUUGGGCUUGAGCCGCUUCGAGCGCUCAUUCAGGUCAGGAGAUCCGGAAGAGGAGGAUGCGCACUGCGCAAGGAUGAUGAAGCUUGGGCCAAACUGGUGGAAGAGCCUGACGCAUUAUCUGGUCAACCAGUCUUUUGGGAAUUCCACGUGGGAAGAUGCUGUUGUCAUUGCUGGCUAUCCAGCAGCGGGUGGUCUCUGGCUGCUGAAGACCACCAGGGCAGAGGCUGCUAACGCUGGAGCUGCGAGAAUUCACAAUGCGAGGCACAUGGAGGAACGGUGCCAGAUGAUCGAAAAUUGCGGCGGGAGAUUCUACAAAGAGGCCGAUGAGGUUCCAGAGCUCGUUGUUAGGAUACUGGGCGUACACUAG
Molecule: messenger RNA, 738 nt
Organism: Colletotrichum tamarilloi
Lineage: Eukaryota; Fungi; Ascomycota; Sordariomycetes; Glomerellales; Glomerellaceae
Exons: 1
Coding region: 1-738 (245 amino acids)
Source: RefSeq, a predicted model, not a curated record